This is a messenger RNA of Clunio marinus, 547 nucleotides long. The record is from the annotation of a GenBank genome assembly. NCBI's taxonomy places the organism in Eukaryota, Metazoa, Arthropoda, Insecta, Diptera, Chironomidae.
UUAUUAAUUGACUUAACUCAACAAUUGUUUAUUACGUUUGAAAAUUGUUGAUGAAUAUGCGCAGUUGACUUGACAUUUCAUCUUUUCUUUUAUGAUUUUUAAACAUUCAAUUAUGUCAAACUGGUCUGUAAUAAUGUCUUUUGCUGUCGUCAAAAACCACACUCAUUAAUCAAAUUUGCAUACGGGAAUGCAAACUUUAAAACAGAAAAUUCGAUACGAUAACUUCAAACGAGACUGUUUCGAUCGUGACGUUUUUGAACAAAUUUCUGCGCAUGCAAAGCUAGUGAAUCAUUCGGGAAGAGCGCUGUUCAAAACAAUUUGAAAUUUGUGAAAAUAUUUACGUUUAUUUCGAUACUUGCAAAAAAUACCAAAUUUAAAUUGGCCUGAUUUCACCAACAGCGAAGUUAGCUUUUUCGUGUGUUUACAAAGUGAGUGUGAAUGAAAAUAAACAGCUUCAAAUAUGCCUAAUUCAAUUUAUUUAUGAUCAUUAUAAAACUGUGAGGAAACUUGUUCCGUUUUGAUUAAAAAAUAUUUAAAUACAUUCAAA